AUGGAUCCGAUGGACUACACCAUGGACGACUCCCACCCGAGCCGACAACAGAAUAACAAUGCUUCCAGAUGUCCAUAUGUACCGCCUCAGCUCCCGAGUCUGAAUUUCGGUUCUCACUCGAGAGAGAAUCAGCACUACGAUCCGGUACACGAUACGAAUUCAUGGCAUACAAGCUCCAGCUCGAAUCUCCCAAACCGCCCUAAUUUCACCUUACCCCAGAAUCCUCCCCAAUGGCAGUCGUCGCCUUACGCACCAGUACAUAGUUGGGACUUUGGUGAAUUUCACCCGGGAAAUCAGCCAUAUCAUUCAGACGUCUACGGGCAAAGAGCUCGAAGUGGGCCGGUGGGUGGUUUAUCAAAUUCAGCAUGGAAUGGCGGUUUCGAGCCAAUGUCGUUUGGUUACAGCGCAUCACAGACGGAACUUGGUAACACCACAAACAACAACGCAAUCUCAAACCAAAACUCCAGUCGAGAAAACUCAAGACUGAACGGAUGGAACUCAUCUGCCGCUGCUAGACAACGACUUACCAUGGAACAGCUUAACAAUAGAUCUCAGCCUUCCCGUACAGAUGUGCCUCCUUUGCUGCACGACCACACGGCGGGCCAGAGAAUGGGUGUCAGCGUGACAGUGACUGAAAGCACUCCUGCCCGACCAUCUCAACCUCCUUCCGAGCCACGGAUAUCAUCAUCGGCCGCACGAAUUACAAGAUAUCAUAGCACGCGAAUGAAUAAUCACUGGAUGGAUGGACCAGCGAGAAUAAGACGAGGCUUGGAUAUCUCCGACGAUGACGAAGAUUCCGAUCUUGAGCGAGAAUCCAAUGAAAUAUAUCGGCGUGAAGAGGAACUAUCUCGGCGUGAAAAUGAACUAGCUCGGCGUGAGGAUGGAAACGAGGAACGUGCUAUGGCCGUGCUUCGAGGUGCGAUAGCUUUGGGCAAAAGGGUACCCUCCAAGGCCGCCAUUGCUUCCCUUCAAGUUGUGAAAGUCGAAGACCUAAAAGAAGCCGACAAGACAUGCAUAAUCUGUUACAACGAAUUUGGGGCUGCAAAUCCUGAAGGUCUGGUGGAACAACCACUCCGAUUGCCGAAAUGCAAGCAUGUAUUUGGAGACACCUGUAUCAAGAAGUGGUUCGAGGAUUCUGAUACUUGUCCAUAUUGCCGCGAUAAGCUUCCGGCGGAGCUUUCGAUGAGCAGAGGAGCCGCCUUGGAAUCUCUGAGGGCCCAACGUGAGCGGUUGGCAGCUGCCAUGCAAUACCGGCGAGCACAGGCAGGCGGUGGCCCUCGAUUUCCAUUCUUACCCGAGGGAACGCUUGAAAGUAGAGAAGCCAACGCCGACCUUCUGUUGCGAAGAGCUGAGGAGUAUGAUCUGGCCCAUAGGACGUCGUUGGAACAUUCAUCUUCGGUUCGAUCAACCUCGGGAGAUUUCAGCGAAAAUCGUAGACGUCAAACACGAGGUCGAAAUGGGAGCAAUCGAGCCGGGCACGCUUUACGUCCCAUGUCUGUAGGGUCUGCAAGAUUUGUAGGCUCCAUGAUGACCCAACAGUCUUCCCCUCAACGAGCACAGGUACCUCCUCUUAGCGAAUGGGCGACGCUAUCGACGAAUUCCCGACCAGGUUCAAAUAUGUCACCAGAGCAUAGGGCGUAUGUGCAGAGAGAGCGUGAUGCAUUUGUUGCUGCGAUGACACGUACCAGACAGACCGGAGGGGAAACGGCGCCACAAGUGAACCCUCUGCAAACUCCUCCUCGAAAUCGGCCAUCGAGUUCAUUCUCCUCUCCCUCGGAGCAACCUUCCCCGCCAGUUGUAAUUGGGUCGAGUGAGAUGAUUCCAAAUAGGCGUAGUCAAGAAUCAGAUUAUGGGCAGCACGAUGAAACACCCGACUUGAUGAACGAUACUUGGGGCACCGGACCUUUAUUUACCAACUCGGGUAGAGCAGCUUCUCCAACACCUCAAAGUUCGGCACCCACUCGAAAUAUAUCAGCGGACGCUCCUCCAUUUCACCCGAUGAACAGCGAUGCCAACGCAGGUAAUCAACUUUACGGAGCCUCAGGUGAAUAUCUCCUACGGCAGAACAUGAAUGGGAUGGGUGGGGCUGCCCAACCACGGUGGUCUCAAUAA
Glarea lozoyensis ATCC 20868 is the source of this 2112-nucleotide messenger RNA. Its product is annotated as RING/U-box. The transcript has 4 exons. Gene Ontology annotation, biological process: protein ubiquitination. Gene Ontology annotation, molecular function: ubiquitin protein ligase activity. NCBI's taxonomy places the organism in Eukaryota, Fungi, Ascomycota, Leotiomycetes, Helotiales, Helotiaceae. The coding region runs from base 1 to 2112 and encodes 703 amino acids. The record is from RefSeq and is a predicted model, not a curated record. Gene Ontology annotation, cellular component: cytoplasm.